AUGGAGUCGGCUAAAAGUGAUUCUUUGGACAUGACGGCUGCGAUCAUACCUCUGCCUGCAUACCACCAUAAUGCCAAGAACUGGUUCUUGCAGGUGGAAUCCAUCUUUUCAAUGCUACGCAUUACUUCACAGCGAGCCAGAUUCGCGAAUGUAAUGCAGAAACUCCCAUCUGAUAUGAUGGACGAAAUUUCUGAUGUCCUCUCCGAUUUGCGCGAGCAUGAACCAUACGAUCACUUAAAGGAAGCAAUCCUCAAGCGAACCGGACGUUCCGAGGAAGAUAUGAUCCAAGAGAUACUGCGGAACGUCACUAGAGGCGACAAAACGCCAUCCCAGCUUCUCAGAUAUAUGAGGAACCAGCUGGGAAAGCACAACGUAUCAGAAAAGGUUCUUCGAGGUUUAUGGCUGGAGCAUUUGCCUAAAUCUGUUGCUCAAAUCAUCGCACCAAUGACGAGAGCCACGCCUCUGGAUGAUUUGGCAGAAUCUGCUGAUCUUGUUUUUGCACAGUUCGACCACAGCGUUAACGCUGUUCGCGCCCCCGACAUAGCAAAGCACGAACGCUACGAGCCGAGUAAAACGGAACGGGCGUUGGCCGACCUUCAACGGCAAAUUCGGGAGCUCCAGAUCUCCCUGCGCCCGCGGACGAGGACAUCGACCCCAUCUCGACGGAGACGAACCCCAGCCGAGAACGGCGAAGCGACCAGGGUGUUUGUUGCUUUCAUCGCACAUUCGGCGAUGGGGCCAGGAAUUGUAAACCUCCCUGUACACACCCGUCGGCCCGGGGAAACGAAUAAACCGGAGAGUCGCGACGACUAA
Acanthosepion pharaonis is the source of this 813-nucleotide messenger RNA. The record is from the annotation of a GenBank genome assembly. Lineage: Eukaryota; Metazoa; Mollusca; Cephalopoda; Sepiida; Sepiidae.